AUGAGGAGCUUCGGGCUUCUUCUUGCUGUCUUUACCAUCUCUCAGAGCCAUGCGAUCACCAGGAUCCCUCUGCAUAAAGGGAAGUCUCUGAGGAACACCCUGAAGGAGCGCGGACUGCUGGAGGACUUUCUGAAGAGACACCCAUAUGAGUUCGUUGAGAAGGGUUCUAACACCGGGAUAGUGGCCAGUGAACCUCUGAUCAACUACCUAGAUAGCGAGUACUUUGGAACAAUCUACAUUGGGACGCCACCCCAGGAGUUCACGGUGGUGUUUGACACGGGCUCUUCGGAACUCUGGGUGCCCUCUGUCUACUGCAGAAGCAGGGUCUGCCAAACCCACCACCGCUUUGACCCAUCCAAGUCCUUCACCUUCCAGAACCUGAGCAAGCCCCUGUUUGUCCAGUAUGGCACUGGCAGAGUGGAGGGCUUCCUGGGCUAUGACACUGUCACAGUCUCCGAUAUUGUAGUUUCCCACCAGACUGUGGGCCUGAGCACCCAGGAGCCAGGUGCCAUCUUCACUUACUCUCCGUUCGAUGGCAUCCUGGGCCUGGCCUACCCUUCCUUUGCCUCCAAGUACUCGGUACCCAUAUUUGACAACAUGAUGAGUAGGCACCUGGUCGCCCAAGACCUGUUCUCCGUAUACAUGAGCAGGGGUGAACAGGGGAGCAUGCUCACGCUGGGGGCCAUCGAUCAGUCCUACUUCGUAGGGUCUCUGCACUGGGUUCCCGUGACUGUGCAGGGAUAUUGGCAGUUCACAGUGGACAGGAUCACAGUCAAUGGUGAAGUGGUGGCUUGUCAAGAUGGCUGCCCUGCCAUCCUGGACACAGGCACUGCCCUGUUGACAGGGCCUAGUAGAGACAUCCUCAGUAUCCAGCAGGCCAUUGGAGCUGUGCAGGACCAGCAUGGCCAGUUUGCUAUCAACUGUUGGAGGCUGGGUAUCAUGCCCACAGUUGUCUUUGAGAUCCACGGCAAGGAGUUCCCACUGCCACCAUUGGCCUAUACCAACCAGAAUCUGGGUUCCUGCUCCAGUGGCUUCAACCAUGGCUCGAAGCUGUGGAUCCUAGGGGAUGUUUUCAUCCGGGAGUUCUACAGUGUUUUUGACAGGGCCAACAAUCGUGUUGGGCUGGCCAAGGCUAUCUGAUUAUACAACACCACCAGACCAUGUUUUCCUUGUUUUUGUUUUGUUU
Molecule: messenger RNA, 1186 nt
Organism: Acomys russatus (golden spiny mouse)
Lineage: Eukaryota; Metazoa; Chordata; Mammalia; Rodentia; Muridae
Product: chymosin-like
Exons: 9
Coding region: 1-1140 (379 amino acids)
Biological process (GO): proteolysis
Molecular function (GO): aspartic-type endopeptidase activity
Source: RefSeq, a predicted model, not a curated record